Molecule: messenger RNA, 2007 nt
Organism: Microtus oregoni (creeping vole)
Lineage: Eukaryota; Metazoa; Chordata; Mammalia; Rodentia; Cricetidae
Product: zinc finger protein 436-like
Exons: 4
Coding region: 1-2007 (668 amino acids)
Biological process (GO): regulation of cytokine production; regulation of immune system process; negative regulation of transcription by RNA polymerase II
Source: RefSeq, a predicted model, not a curated record
AUGGUGAGCGGGGCAAUGCUGUCUCCAGAUGGGGAGGAGCCGAGGGUGAGGAUUGAAAAAAUUCAAACUGGAGAGAAACUUUCAAUAUAUAUUCAAUGUGGUAAACUGUUGACAUAUGACAGUCACCUAAAAGGAAAUGAAAGAACACAUACUGGAGAGAAGCCCUACAAAUGUAAUCAGUGUGGUAAGGCCUUUGCAGCUCAGAGUCAUCUUCAAAUUCAUAAAAGAACACAUACUGGAGAGAAAUCCUAUGGAUGUAAUCAGUGUGGUAAGGCCUUUGCACAGAAUGGUGCUCUUCAAUACCAUAAAAGAACACACACUGGAGAAAAACCAUAUGAGUGUAAUCAGUGUGGUAAGACCUUUGCAUCUUCUAGUAAUCUCCAAACGCAUAAAAGAACACAUAGUGGAGAGAAACCAUAUGAUUGUGAUCAGUGUGGUAAGGCCUUUACAACUCAUAGUAAUCUUCAAAAGCAUAAAAGAGUACAUACUGGAGAGAAACCCUAUAAAUGUAAUCACUGUGGUAAGGCCUUUUCAGUUCAUAGUAAUCUUCAAACCCAUAAAAGAAUACAUACUGGAGAGAAACCCUACGGAUGUAAUCAGUGUGGUAAGGCCUUUUCACGGUAUUGUGCUCUUCAAUGCCAUAAAAGAACACACACUGGAGAAAAACCAUAUGAGUGUAAUCAGUGUGGUAAGGCCUUUGCAGCUCAGAGUCAUCUUCAAGAUCAUAAAAGAACACAUACUGGAGAGAAACCCUAUGGAUGUAAUCAGUGUGGUAAGGCCUUUGCACAGAAUGGUGCUCUUCAAUACCAUAAAAGAACACACACUGGAGAAAAACCAUAUGAGUGUAAUCAGUGUGGUAAGACCUUUGCAUCUUCUAGUAAUCUCCAAACGCAUAAAAGAUCACAUAGUGGAGAGAAACCAUAUGAUUGUGAUCAGUGUGGUAAGGCCUUUACAACUCAUAGCAAUCUUCAAAAGCAUAAAAGAGUACAUACUGGAGAGAAACCCUACGGAUGUAAUCAGUGUGGUAAGGCUUUUUCACAGUAUUGUGCUCUUCAAUGCCAUAAAAGAACACACACUGGAGAAAAACCAUAUGAGUGUAAUCAGUGUGGUAAGGCCUUUGCAACUCACAAUAAUCUUCAAGACCAUAAAAAAUCACAUACUGGAGAGAAACACUAUGAAUGUAAUCAGUGUGGGAAGGACUUUGCACAGUACAGUGGUCUUCAACAUCAUAAAAGAACACAUACUGGAGAGAAGCCCUAUGAAUGUAAUCAGUGUGGUAAGGCCUUUGCAGUGAACAGUUCUUUUCAAGUGCAUAAAAGAACACAGACUGAAGAGAAACCAUAUGAAUGUGAGAAGUGUGGGGAGGCCUUCAGUCAGAUUUCAGACCUCAAUCGACACCAAAAAACGCACACGGGACACAGACCCUACAAGUGUUACAAAUGCGGCAAGGGCUUCAGCCGCAGCUCCCACCUUAUCCAGCAUCAGAGAACACACACGGGCGAGCGGCCCUACGACUGCAACGAGUGCAGGAAGAGCUUUGGAAGGAGCUCUCACCUCAUUCAGCACCAGACAAUCCACACCGGGGAAAAGCCAUACCAGUGCAACGAGUGCGGGGAGAACUUCAGCCGCAUCUCGCACUUGGUCCAGCACCAGCGGACGCACACGGGAGAGAAGCCUUACGAGUGCACGGCCUGUGGGAAAAGCUUCAGCUGCAGCUCCCAUCUGAUCACACACCAGAAAAUUCACACCGGGGAGAAGCCUUAUGAGUGUAACGAGUGCUGGCGAAGCUUCAGGGAGAGGUCAGAUCUGAUUAAGCACCAGAGGACUCACACGGGAGAAAAGCCCUACGAGUGUGUGCAGUGUGGAAAGGGGUUUACACAAAGCUCCAACCUCAUCACCCAUCAAAGAGUUCACACGGGAGCGAAGCCUUACGAAUGUACCGAGUGUGACAAGAGUUUCAGCCGGAGCUCAGCUCUUAUUAAACACAAGAGAGUCCAUACCGACUAA